AGAUGAAAAAUCACGGCAUUCUAAAAAUUUCACGACACACGACGACAAGGGAUUGGGAUGUCGGAAGCUACGUUAGGUUAAGAAAGAGAAGGUACUAUGGUUCUCGGGGCGGUGUACACACGUCAGCCUCAGUACCCUGUUAACCCACUGAGGGCACCCGCCCCCCAACCGUUCCCUACCAUGAGGUACUACCGUCUCUGGAUUUAUACCUGCAACGCUCUUCUCUUCAUCAGCGUCGUCGGCUUUUGUGUCGUCGCGACAAAGGUUCUUGUGCUGGACCCUCGCCGCCUCCUCAUACCCAGCUUAAGCCUGAGUCAGCCCAGCUUCCUCUACGCCUACGCCACCCUGAUUUUCCAAUCGGGGCUCCUCCAGUUUAUCGGAUGCUUGGGGGCCCAGCGGCUGAACGAAAGGCUCCUCAACAUAUACUGGCUUCUUAUACUCGCCCUGCUACUCGGUGACAUACUUCUCGGUGUCGUCUGGCUCUUCAGGUUCGAGAGGAUAGCGACGGAACUCAGGCCCUUACUGAAACAAAGCUUAGCCAUAAGAUACGGUGUCGAUUCACAAUUCACGUCGCUGUGGGACGCGGUACAAACUCAGUACAGGUGUUGCGGCGUGCUCGGUUACCACGACUUUGCAAGCCUCAAUUUAACCGGUGAUACAGGGGUAUUGGGAAGCAGCACGACACAGUCGCCGACGAACGGUCUCUGGCUGCCUUCGAGCUGCUGCCGCGAGCCUACGACCCCUUUGGUGGCCGCUGCCCUCCGCAACUUCCACUACGCACUCUCUUCGACGUCGACGACGACGACCGUCUCGCCGCUCCUAGACGCGACGAUCCCGCCGCAGCACGUGACGCAAAAGGGCGGACAGGAAGGUCGCCAGGGCCAGCCGAGGUGCGUAUCCGGCGGCUCUGCACAUCAGUCGCCCUGCCAACACAACAUCCUCGCCUGGCUCACGCAGACGGCGCACAUCCUCUUCGUCAUCGGCUAUUGCGUAAUAGCAUUCAUAAAGCUAUGCUUUCUAGGAAUUCUCAGGUACGAAAUCAAAGAGAUGAUCCAGAAAAUAAAGCUAGUCCAGGAGUCGUCGGAAAAGGCCGAAGGAGAAAUGUCAAAAUGUUCUAAGCAGAAUAAUGGGACCAUUCUCCAAGCUCCUCAGCAGAUGAACAGCAUUGUACGGGAGAGUGGAGACACUCCAGUUAGAGUGGGUCCUGGCAAGCGGCACGUGAGCACCGUUUUGACCCAGGACGCAGGGACUGACUCUGAUACGAACAGCCAUUGUGCUCUCAUCCUCUGCGAUGCGAGUGAGCCCGGGGGAGGAGGUGGGCCGACGCUCAGCGGUGGGGCCAACGGGAACAACAAUUACGAAAUGGGAGACCUCACAUCCAGGCUCAGGACCUGACUACUCUAUUUCGUCUACAUAUUCCUCGGCCUUCAACCAAGCCCAAAACGCCCCGUAUAAUUUAUUAGGCUGCAUAACUUCCCUUGGGUUUAUUUGUGUGAUGUCGACAUGAAUGCCUGGAGAGAGAGUGUGUGAUAAUUAGAAACAUUAACUAGUUUGGUGAUGUAUGGGCCAGGUUUUAUGCAGUAAUGUGCUUUUAUUUUGUUAGGCUUUAAAUUCAAGAAAUGAAUGAGAAACUUCAUAUAAUAUCGCCAGGGUUAUCACUAGGACAAUUUAUGAUAACAGUGACAUUCUAGUAACAUGUAAAAUAUGCUUCUUUUCUUUUUCUAGAUUAAUUGAUAUAUAGUAUUUGCCUAGUAUAUUGAUUUAUAUAAAAGUUAAACCUGACAACUCUUGACAAAAUUAAAUUAUAUAACACAGCAAAGACAGU
This is a messenger RNA of Cimex lectularius (bed bug), 1825 nucleotides long. RefSeq names its product leukocyte antigen CD37-like. The transcript is spliced from 7 exons. Gene Ontology annotation, cellular component: membrane. NCBI's taxonomy places the organism in Eukaryota, Metazoa, Arthropoda, Insecta, Hemiptera, Cimicidae. The record is from RefSeq and is a predicted model, not a curated record. The coding region runs from base 97 to 1395 and encodes 432 amino acids.